Melitaea cinxia (Glanville fritillary) is the source of this 986-nucleotide messenger RNA. RefSeq names its product DNA polymerase epsilon subunit 4 (gene PolE4). Bases 117 to 566 code for a protein of 149 amino acids. NCBI's taxonomy places the organism in Eukaryota, Metazoa, Arthropoda, Insecta, Lepidoptera, Nymphalidae. Gene Ontology annotation, cellular component: nucleus; epsilon DNA polymerase complex. The transcript is spliced from 2 exons. Gene Ontology annotation, molecular function: protein heterodimerization activity. The record is from RefSeq and is a predicted model, not a curated record.
UGUCACUUAUGAUUGUCAUUGUCAACUUGAAGUUAAAUGUAGGCGCCAAUAAGUGAAAUAUUAUUUUAAAAAUCCAAUUUUAGUUAUAACUUGGUUAUAACAAUUUUUAAAUAGCAAUGUCUGAAGAAGAUCAGACAGAUGUAGAUAAUACAUCUGAUUUAUUCGAAGACAGCGAUGACUUAAUUGAAAAUGAUCUUCAAUCUGCAGAGGUUGCUGAUUCUGAACAAAGUAUCAUCCAAGAUUCGGAGGUCGUGAAUUCUGAAAAUUCAAUUAUCUCAGAGAAAAAGACGCCAACCGUAAAUAAAGUAGAAAUUGUCCGUUCAACAAAGCUUCCUAUUGGGCGAAUCAAAAAUAUUAUGAAAAUGGAUCCAGACGUCAGUGUAGUAAACGCUGAAGCGGUGUUUUUAGUUACAAAAGCAACGGAAAUGUUCUUGGAGACAAUUGCGAAAGAAACUUACGCGUACACAGUGCAGCACAAAAGAAAAACUAUAAAUAAGAAAGACCUCGAUGUAAUAAUUAAUAAGGUUGAUUGCCUUUGCUUUUUGGAAGGUGCUAUGGACUUCUGAGAUCUGCUACAGAUUAACCAAUUUAUGAUUUUCCUUCAACAUAUUUUGCUUUAGCAACUAAAUGUAGUUUCAUAAGUAUGAAUUAGUGUAUAUAAGAAAUUAUUUUUUCUAGAAAGUCUAUAACUUGCUAAAUAUUUUCACUAAUAAUAAAGCUCACAUAAGAAAUAAAAAACAAAAUUCUUUAGAACAUAAAACAAUAACAUCAUAAGGUUGACUCUUGUAUUUGUAAUUUCAAACUUGUGAAAAGUAUGUGUUCACUUUAGUCUGUGUGAAGAAAAUAGUGACUCAUCGCUGUUACUUGGUUUAGCCAUGUCCCUAUGGCCUAUAACUCAUAUCUGAAGGUUCUAGUUUACUAAUCUAUAGUUAUUAUUACUGUAAUGUAAAAAAUGUACAUAUAAAUAAAUAAAAUAUUUUUUUGCA